GAGCUGGGCCUAUCUGACAAGCGCUUUCGUAAGCGCGGGAGUUAAUCAGGAUUUAGCAGGUCUGCUACUAUUUGUUGCUACCUCCUGGUGUGUCUAACUCUGAAGCCGGUCGUGGGAGGUGGGUUGAAUUGCUGCAAAGAACCUCGGUGCAUCGGUGAGCAGGGGCAUGGCGUUCAACUUUGGAGCCAGCACUGGGACGCCGGCCAACCAAGGUACAACUGGAUUUUCACUUGGCACUUUUACGCCUAAGACUACUACAUCAGGGUUUGGUUUCGGUACAACUACCACAACUGCAUCAACAGGCUUUGGAGGUGGUUUUGGAGGCUUUGGAACUACUACAACUGCAUCUACUGGGUCAGCUUUUAGCUUCACUACUCCAGCAAACACUACCUCAGGUCUCUUUGGUGCUACACAAAAUAAGGGAUUUGGCUUUGGAACUGGUUUUGGAUCAACUACAACAAACACAGGUCUAGGUACUGGACUUGGAACAGGUUUGGGCUUCAGUGGAUUCAAUACAUCCCAGCAACAGCAGCAACAACAGCCUGUAAUUGGAUGUGGUCUUUUCAACCAAUCUGUUCAAAGCACGCCACAGUCGAACCAACUCAUAAACACUGCUAGUGCUCUUUCUGCGCCAACUUUACUCGGGGACGAGCGAGAUGCAAUCUUAGCAAAGUGGAACCAACUUCAGGCCUUUUGGGGAACAGGCAAAGGCUUUUUUAUGAAUAAUACACCCCCUGUGGAAUUCACCCAGGAGAAUCCAUUUUGUAGGUUUAAGGCUGUUGGUUUCAGCUACAUCCCCAACAACAAAGAUGAAGAUGGUUUGAUAUCUCUUAUUUUCAACAAAAAGGAAUCUGACAUCCGAGGGCAGCAACAGCAGCUAGUGGAAUCUCUGCAUAAAGUCCUUGGGGGACACCAAACAUUGACUGUAAAUGUGGAAGGUGUUAAAACGAAGGCAGAUGACCAGACGGAAGUCAUAAUCUAUGUUGUAGAGCGGUCUCCUAAUGGAACUUCAAGGCGAGUUGGAGCCAGCGCUCUUUUCAGCUACUUUGAACAAGCACAUAUCAAGACUAACCUACAGCAGCUUGGAGUCACAGGUGCAAUGGCUAGAACAGAACUUUCUCCAGCACAGAUUAAGCAACUCAUACAGAACCCUCCUUCAGGUGUUGAUCCAAUUAUCUGGGAACAAGCCAAAGUGGACAAUCCAGAUCCUGAAAGGCUUAUCCCUGUUCCUAUGAUUGGCUUCAAAGAGCUGCUGAGAAGACUUGAAGUCCAAGAUCAGAUGACAAAGCAACACCAGAGCAGACUUGAUAUUAUUUCGGAAGAUAUUGGAGAACUUCAGAAAAACCAAGCUACAACAAUGGCUAAAAUUGGCCAAUACAAAAGGAAACUAAUGGAACUUUCUCACAGGGUACUUCAGGUUUUAAUUAAACAAGAAAUACAAAGGAAAAGUGGAUUUGCUAUCCAAGCAGAGGAAGAGCAAUUACGUGUACAGCUUGACACAAUCCAGAGUGAACUUAAUGCACCAACCCAGUUUAAGGGUAGACUCAAUGAACUCAUGUCACAAAUAAGAAUGCAGAAUCACUUUGGAGCUGUACGGUCUGAAGAAAAAUAUUAUGUUGAUGCAGAUCUUUUGAGAGAGAUCAAACAGCAUCUAAAACAACAACAAGAAGGUUUGAGCCAUUUGAUCGGCAUUAUCAAAGACAACCUUGAGGAUAUAAAACUAAUCGAACAAGGACUCAAUGAUAGUCUUCACAUGAGAACUGGACUCUUAAGCUGACAAGACACACAAACUCUUACAUGUUAAGCGCUGGCAACUUCAAUUCAACAUUUUUCAAUUCAACAUCAGGAACAAGCUUCUGCAAGGUUGUAGUUCCUCUGUUAGCAAUAAAGUAGUUAUCGUAUCUACCACCAUAUCCUUUUGAGAGGAACAUCUCAUUAAAAUAAUAUUAGAAAAUUUAAAUGUCUUUUAUAUUGCUCUUACCAGAUUAAAAUAUUUUUAGAGGC
Molecule: messenger RNA, 2004 nt
Organism: Xenopus tropicalis (tropical clawed frog)
Lineage: Eukaryota; Metazoa; Chordata; Amphibia; Anura; Pipidae
Gene: nup54
Product: nucleoporin 54kDa
Cellular component (GO): nuclear pore; nuclear envelope; nuclear membrane
Source: RefSeq, marked provisional